CACAACAUGUGCCUCUGCCCGUGUAUGUACGUAUGUAUAUAUAUCAAAACCAGUAGUCUAGUGGUCCUAGUGGAAGCAGAACCAAACCAAGGCCGAAUAGGAUUAGUACAGUGGUCUUUCAUACUUCACUUUGGACUUUUCGUCCGAAGGAACGGUGAAGAGAACAAAGAGACAGGGUGUGUUUAAGAGAGAGAUCAAAAAGAGGAAAGAAAGGCUAUUGAAAAGAGAAUUUCACACACCGACUUGGUGAGGCUUCCCAGGAGAGACAGAGAGGAGUGUGAAGCAGAGGACUUGUGGAACUCUGAAGCUGCAGCUUGAUCACGUUCUUCUUGUUCUUGAUCACCUUUUGCAAGCAUUCUUGGUGUUAAGGUCUGACCCUGAAACAGACUUCUUCAACUUUUUCCGUGCUAUUAAGAUCAAAACGGGGUUUGACUCUACAUGGCUAACCCCAAAAGGCAACGAUUAAACCAAAACAACAAUUGUGACACAUCCAAGAAUAACUCUAUGAAGAAAAUUCAUAUUACAUACCCUGAUCCUUACUCCACUGAUUCUUCAAAAUUUGAUGAAGAAGAAUAUGAGUUUAAAGAUGAGUCAAUGUUUAUUGGUAAGCGCAAUGUCAAUGAUAUUGACAGAUUGCUAUGCUUGCAGAAGAAUAAUAAUUCAUCAUCGACUGAUGGGAAUGUCAAGGAAGAGACCGAAGGUUUGUUUUCUCAUCCAUCCCCCUCGUCUGUGCUCGAGGUCUCUACUCUGCUUGGUAAUGGAAUUGGAAAUUCAAUCAAAGAAGUAGACAAUGUGGAACCAUAUCUAUGCGAAUCUACUUCAGCUAUAGUUAGUAAUGGAAUUGGUAAUACAAUCAUAGAAGAAGGCAGUGAGUUUCCAAUUCUUGAAGAAGAACAAUCGGUUUUGGAUUUAUGGGAAGUCCCAAUAAUGUCACCAUCUACCCAAGAGUUUAUUUCGCAGUUUGGGAUGUCAGAUUUCUGUGGUAUAGAUGACAUUGUUGCUUAUCCUAUGCCUCAAGAUGAAUGUGAACCUCCUGAUGAGUCUGGACUUACUGCUGAGGAUAUUGCUUGGAUUGAUGGGGUCCUAAAUUUUGAGAACGAAUAAGUUUUGCAGUUCUUUCCUACUUUUUUUUUUUUUUUCCAAACAUUUUGUAGUUAGGAAGUAGUAGUAGUUGUUCCAAGAGAGUUCCCAAAACAUUUUGCAGAGUUUUGGAGGUUUUUUGCCAUCUUUGUUAGGGAGCAAGAGAGUUCUUGGGUUUUUCUCUGUGCUUUUUAUAGCCAUCCCAAGUUUUUUAACCUCUCUCUCCCACAUACGAGUUGUUUGUAAGAGUACAUCUUU
Messenger RNA from Quercus lobata, 1338 nucleotides. RefSeq lists its product as uncharacterized. The record is from RefSeq and is a predicted model, not a curated record. Bases 439 to 1104 code for a protein of 221 amino acids. The transcript is spliced from 3 exons. Lineage: Eukaryota; Viridiplantae; Streptophyta; Magnoliopsida; Fagales; Fagaceae.